Lodderomyces orthopsilosis Co 90-125 is the source of this 3498-nucleotide messenger RNA. It is a transcript of the gene GDE1, whose product is annotated as glycerophosphocholine phosphodiesterase. NCBI's taxonomy places the organism in Eukaryota, Fungi, Ascomycota, Pichiomycetes, Serinales, Debaryomycetaceae. Gene Ontology annotation, biological process: glycerophospholipid catabolic process. Gene Ontology annotation, molecular function: glycerophosphocholine phosphodiesterase activity; protein binding. The record is from RefSeq and is a predicted model, not a curated record. Bases 1 to 3498 code for a protein of 1165 amino acids. The transcript has a single exon.
AUGAAGUUCGGAAAGACAUAUCUAUCCCAUCAGAUCCCCGAAUGGUCGAUUUAUUACAUGAACUAUAAACAUUUGAAGAAAAUCAUCAAAUCAAUCGAUUCAGUGAAGGAAGAGGAAAAUGAAAUAGAUGAAGCAUCUUAUCCUGAAUUGAUUCUGGAAACAUUGAGUUCAUUCUUUUUCGAAAUUGAUAGAAAUAUUGAAAAUGUUGAUGAGUUUUACAAUGCCAAAUACAAGGAAUAUGAACGAAGAUUAACCAAAAUUAUUCAAGUCUUGGGCUAUAAUGACAAUAUAGUCACUCAUAAAGUUGAAAGUCAAGAGGAAUUGGAUGAAAUUGUCAACAUUUUGAUUGAAUUGAGAAUGUUGUUUCGUAAUUUGAAAUGGUUUGGAGAAUUGAAUCAUCGUGGAUUUAUCAAGAUUUUGAAAAAAUUGGAUAAGAAAUUAUCAUCAAUUUUAAAUGAUGGGCAAGUUAGCGAAAUUGAUGUAUCACGUAAUAAUAAAGAAGCUUAUUUAUCUACAAGAAUUGAUGCGUUACCGUUUGCCAAUGAAGCAGAAGUGGCAAAUAAUUUGGAUAUAAUCCAUCGUAUUUUGUUACAGUUGGGAACUAUGGGAUCAACAAGUGAAACAAAAUUGGAGACUUUAAGAAUUGAAAAUAAUGUUGAAUCAUUCCAAACAAUCUUGGAAAAUGAUGAUUCAAAAGCAUUGGAAGAGAAUAUUUUGGAAAACAAGACUGAAAAAUUUAAUAUCUCUUUGUUAAACAAGGCCUCCCUUUUAAAUGCUGACAAAUGUAUCAAUUUGAUUUGGAGACACUUGAACAGUUUAUAUGAUGAAAAAGAUAUAAACGGUCGAAACUUCUUUCAUCAUAAUGUCAUUAGUCUUGGAAAAAACCAAUUUAUUAAAGAAGAACAAUUGACUCCUGGGGAUUCACCAAAUUGGUUAGUUGGUGGUGCUAAUGGUGCUGAUAAUAACAAUAUCAAUAAUACUAGUGGUUUGUUGCAGAUCUUAAACAAACUAGAUAAUAAGAAGUUGUUGAUUGCUAAAGAUCACUACAAUAGAACUCCAUUGCAUUAUGCUGCUCAAUAUGGACUUGUUGAGGCGACAACCAUUUUGUUGGAUUACUACUCAAAAUGGAAUUUGAUCGAUUGUGAAUCAUCAAUUGAUAAUAUGGAAAUCUGGGGUGAUCAAGAAAAUUUAACUCCAUUGCACUUAUCAAUUAUUGGUAAACAUCCAAAAACUACUGAAGUAUUGAUUAAAUUCAACAGUCCUCGGAGACUAACUUGCCCCGAUUUGUUGCUUCUAUCAGUGAGAUUAAACUCCAGUCGUAUCUUAAAUUCAUUAAUCACUGAUGGUCGUAUUGAUAUUGAUUAUACCGAUGAAAACCACAGGAAUGAAACUGCAUUAUACAUUGCUUCCAAAAUGAAUCUUUCUGGUUUAGUUGAAUUCUUGUUGGAGUCCAAUGCAAACACCGAAAUUGGAGAACAAGUAUUUGGAUGGACCCCCAUUUUCAUUGCUGCUUGUGAAGGAUAUAGUGAAAUUGUCAAACUACUAAAAGAAUUCGAUGCUAAUUACGACAUUGUUGAUAAUUCUGGUUGGUUACCAAUGGAACAUGCCUGUUUAAGAGGACAUUUAAACGUGGCUGAUUUAUUACUUCCUCGUGAUCCUAAGCUUUUGCUUUAUGAUACAUACCAUCCAGAAAAUAACAUCACACGUAUCCCUAGUGAAGCUGCUAGUCCAGUGUUACGAGCCAAAGAUGAUGGUGCUCUUCCUACGAGUAUUGAUAGAUUACCUGAAGCUCAUAAACAUGCUGUAAAUGAGUUUUACAAGCAGUUGAAGAAUAACUCCUCUGGUAAUGUGUCUCGUUCAACAUCACCAAAGAGAAAGAAACGAGUCAAAGCCGUGAAAUCAUUUGGUCAUAGGUACCUCGGCGAAGAUGAAAGUUUGAUUUUGGUUACUUUGGGAACAACUGAUUUGCGCGAUGAUCGGGCUCCAGUUGAAUUGAACAAGAUUUCAUUGGCAAAAUCAUUCGCCACUGAAUUGGAUACAGCUUUGUCAUUGUCAAUUACGUGUAGGUACAAGUCAACUAACCAACAAGUUGAACCACCGGUGGUGAUUGAUCUACCUUUAGAGGAUUAUCAUGGAAGUGCUACUGAUCCCAUCUCGUUCAAGCUUGCUAAUAAUGUUUCGAUUGAUGAUGUUAUUAUUACCUUUGAUUUGAUCCCAACUUAUCAAGUGAAUAAAAAGGUGUUGGGAAGAGCUAUUGCUCUUUUGAAGGACGCAUAUACUAAAGUGGGGCCUCAUUUACGCUCACUAAAUAACAAUAUCACCAUUCCCAUCCUCGAAACUACAAAUUUGGACAUCUUGGGGCUUAUUAGGUUUGAAUAUUUGCAAAUCUUGCCCUUCAAGCAUCAUGCCAUGACAAUUGCUAGAUCAGAUACGUAUUGGAAACAAUUGGUAUCCACUAGAGUCAUUGGUCACAGAGGUUUAGGUAAAAAUGUCAGUGGUAGACAAUCAUUACAAUUGGGUGAAAAUACGGUUGAAUCAUUUAUUGCUGCUUCUUCAUUGGGCGCUUCGUAUGUGGAGUUUGACGUACAAUUGACGAAAGAUUUUGUUCCCGUAGUUUACCAUGAUUUCACUGUGGCUGAACUGGGAGUCGAUAUUCCCAUGCAUUUAUUAACGUUGGAGCAAUUUCUUGGCUUAAACAAGGCCAGCGAAAAACCUAACCGUUCAGUUGAUGAUGAAGUGUUGAUAAGAUCCAAACCUAGAGCAAAAUCUUCUUUUCAAUUGAAUGGAAAUCAUCAUGAUGAUGUAGUUGAUAGAGAUUUCGCUAGUCAAUUUGAUGAACGAAUGAAAUUGACCAAAACUUGGAAAAGUAAAGGCUACAAGGGAAAUGCUCGAGGAAGUUCCAUUGCCUCCAAUUUCGUCACUUUGAAAGAUUUGUUUAAGAAAUUACCCCAAAAUGUUGGGUUCAAUAUUGAAUUGAAGUAUCCCAUGUUGGAUGAGGCUGAACAAGAAAGUAUGGGUGAACUAGCCAUCGAUUUGAAUUUGUACUUGGACACCAUAUUAAAAGUGGUUUACGAUGAAAAUACCAAUGGCCGUCAUAUUGUUUUUUCAUCAUUUCAUCCCGAUGUAUGUCUCUUACUUUCAUUGAAACAACCUACUAUGCCGAUUUUGUUUCUAACUGAAGGUGGUACUGCUCCCAUGGCCGAUAUCCGUGCAUCAUCCUUACAAAAUGCUAUCAGAUUUGCCAAGAAAUGGAAUUUGCUUGGAAUUGUAUCAGCGGCACAAGCAUUGGUCAAGACUCCUCGUUUGGCUCAAGUUGUCAAGCUGUCAGGUUUGGUGUGUGUUACUUAUGGAGUCGAAAAUAAUGACCCUGAAUUAGCCAAGAUUCAAAUGAGAGCCGGUGUUGAUGCCGUGAUCGUUGAUAGUGUUUUGGCGGUAAGAGAAGGUUUGAGAGAACAUAAUGAUUCAAGAAAGGAAUUUGAAGAUUCAGGUAGUGAAUAG